AAACCUCAAGUUCAGAACAGGACAGUUGGCAAGAUUUGCAGAUGGUGCAGCAGUGGCUGAGCUAGGAGACACAACUGUCCUUGUGACAGCUGUUUGUCAGAAGCAGUCAGGAUCUCAGAGUUUCCUACCUCUCACAGUGGAUUAUCGUCAGAAAGCUGCAGCUGCUGGAAGGAUCCCAACAAACUUCCUCAGACGUGAACUUGGCCCUACAGAGAAAGAAAUUUUGACCAGUAGAAUAAUAGAUCGGUCAGUUAGACCUCUGUUCCCACCUGGUUUCUGUUACAAUACACAGCUGGUUUGUAAUCUCCUGGCUGUGGAUGGAAUUAAUGAUCCAGAUGUGAUUAGCAUCAAUGCAGCAUCAGCUGCCCUUGCUGUCUCAGAUAUUCCAUGGAAUGGACCUGUUGCUGCUGUGAGAGUGGGCAUCCUAGGAGAAGAUGUUGUCAUCAACCCAACUCGCAGACAACUUCAGAACAGUUCCCUGAAUAUUGUUCUCACUGGUACUACACAAAGGAAAGUUGUAAUGUUAGAGGGUGAAGGUGAUAGAGUGAGUUUGUACAAAGUGGAAAAUGCCCUGUCCAAAGCUGUGAAAGCCACCCAGGGUAUCAUUGAGAAGAUCAAAGCAUUACAGGCUGCAGUUGGGAAACCCAAGAGAGAAUUUGAUCCACCAAAGGAACCACCACAAGAAGUGGUUGAUGCAGUUCAGAGCUUUGCCCUGAAUCAUGUCAGGGAUAUUCUUUACAAUACAGAGCAUGAUAAGAUUUCUAGAGACCAGGCACUGAGGGCACUAGGGGAAACAAUUGUGAAGAAUGUAAAGGAAUCUUUGCCCGAUGCAGAGGAAGGAGUAAUUAGUUCAUGUUAUCAAGCUUUUGUGAAGAAGGUUCUCCGGGACAUGAUUCUGGAUGAGGAAAGAAGAUGUGAUGGUCGAGGUUUGACUGAUCUGAGGAAUAUCUCUUGUGCUGUUGACCUCUUUAAGCCUCUUCAUGGUUCAGCAUUGUUUCAGCGAGGACAAACGCAGGUUCUAUGCACAGUCACCUUUGACAGCCUGGACUCAGCAGUUAAAUCUGACCCCAUCGCUGUAAUGACUGGGGCUAUGAAAGAGAAAAAUUUCAUGUUACAUUAUGAGUUUCCACCGUAUGCAACCAAUGAGACAGGCAAAGGAGGAAUCGGGAGAAGAGAGAUGGGACAUGGAGCACUGGCUGAGAGAGGACUGAAAGCUAUUCUACCUGAGGAAUCUGAGUUCACAACCCGUUUAACGUCUGAAGUCCUAGAAUCUAAUGGCUCCUCUUCCAUGGCCUCUGUGUGUGGUGGUAGCUUGGCACUGAUGGAUGCAGGGGUGCAGGUCAAGGAACCAGCCGCUGGUGUGGCCAUCGGACUUGUGUCCCGCACUGAUCCAGCAACAGGCAACAUCACUGACCAUAAGAUUUUGACAGAUUUAUUGGGCAUAGAGGAUUAUAUGGGCGACAUGGACUUCAAGAUGGCGGCUACCAAAACAGGUCUCACAGCUCUCCAGGCAGACAUUAAACUACCUGGAAUUCCAUUCUUUGUGGUUAUCAAAGCUUUAGAAAGUGGGUUUGCUGGAGUCAAGCAGAUACUGGAGAUCAUGUCUCGGACAAUCUCAGCCCCACGGAAAAGUAUGAAGCCUUGUGGGCCUGUUACAGAAAAACUAGUGUUGGAUCAUGCCAAACAAAGCAGGCUUGUUGGAAUAGGUGGUUACAAUCUUCGUAAGCUGAAGUCUGAAACAGGAGUGACAAUAACCCGUAUUGAUGAGGGCAGCUUUCAGAUAUUUGCUCCCAACAUUGAUGCUAUGGGAGAAGCAAAAGAGAUGAUUGAGAAAAUUCUAGAGGACCAGAGAGAGCCCGAUCUUGAGUUUGGAAGUAUAUACACAGGCAGAAUAGUGGAGAUAAGGGACACUGGGGUCAUGGUCGAGCUUCACCCCAAGCUGCGGCCCAUUCUGUUGCACAAUUCACAGCUUGACCAGAGAAAGGUUUCUCACGCGACUUCACUCGGCAUGGAAGUGGGCCAGGAAAUUACAGUUAAAUAUUUUGGUCGUGAUCCUUCGACAGGAAACCAUCGCAUUUCUCGCAAAGUUUUGCAAAGUGCUACAGUGCCUCUCAUACGGAACCUCACCAGUUAA
Messenger RNA from Candidula unifasciata, 2134 nucleotides. The record is from the annotation of a GenBank genome assembly. NCBI's taxonomy places the organism in Eukaryota, Metazoa, Mollusca, Gastropoda, Stylommatophora, Geomitridae.